UUGGUGGCAGAAUUUCACUUCACCAGGGCUGCUGCACAAGACCAAAGGCCGGCUGAGGAAAACUUCAGAGACGGAGAACCUUGACAUUCUGUGUACGUGGUCAGGGGGCUGCAGCUGGUUUCCCUGCAGGAGAAAGCUGGCCGCCUCCCAAACUCAAGUCUGGCACUGGAGGCAAUAAAAAGGCAGAACAUUGUAGUCCAAGCUGGCUGUGUGGCGGUGACGCGGCGGACAAGCAUGGACAACAGAUCUGUCCAGAGAAGACGGAGCAGUGGUGUUCUGCAUCUGCUGCUGGCAGCCGCUUUCCUCACGUGCAACUCCCAACUAUUGCUGGUGGACGCAAACUCUUGGUGGUCUCUGGGUCUGACCCCAAUCCAACGGCCAGAAAUGUACAUAAUUGGAGCUCAACCUCUCUGCAGUCAACUGUCAGGUCUUUCACAGGGGCAGAGGAAGCUCUGCCAGCUCUACCAGGAUCACAUGACCUACAUUGGAGAUGGAGCCAAAACAGGCAUCAAAGAGUGCCAGUAUCAGUUUAGACAGAGAAGGUGGAACUGCAGCACCGUGGACAACACAUCCGUGUUUGGACGAGUCAUGCAAAUCGGCUCUAGGGAAACGGCGUUCACGUAUGCCAUCAGCGCAGCCGGCGUGGUCAACGCCAUCAGCCGGGCGUGCCGCGAGGGCGAGCUGUCCACCUGCGGCUGCAGCCGCACCGCCCGGCCUCGAGACCUGCCGCGGGACUGGCUGUGGGGCGGCUGCGGCGACAACGUGUACUACGGCAAGCGGUUUGCCCAGGAGUUUGUGGACGCUCGGGAAAGGGAGAAGAAUUACCCGCGGGGGUCCAGAGAGCACGCUCGGACGCUGAUGAACCUGCACAACAACGAGGCUGGAAGACAGGCUGUGUACAACCUGGCAGAUGUUGCCUGUAAGUGUCACGGCGUCUCGGGUUCCUGCAGUCUGAAAACCUGCUGGCUCCAGCUGGCCGACUUCAGGCGUGUCGGGGAGUUCCUGAAGGAGAAAUACGACAGUGCUGCAGCCAUGCGGAUUGGACGCAAGGGAAGAUUGGAGCUUUUAGACAAGCGCUUCAACUCGCCCACCCCGGAGGACCUGGUCUACAUCGACCUGAGCCCGGAUUACUGCCACCGCAACGAAACGACCGGCUCUCUGGGCACGCAGGGGCGCUUCUGCAACAAAACCUCUGAGGGGAUGGACGGCUGCGAACUGAUGUGCUGCGGCCGAGGAUACGACCAGUUCAGGAUCUACAAGCACGAGCGCUGCCACUGCAAGUUCCACUGGUGCUGCUACGUCAAAUGCAAGCGCUGCUCGACGCUGGUGGACCAGUUCGUGUGUAAAUAGCUGGGCGGCGCAGGUGGAAAGAGUUGAGAGGGAAGAAGUGACGAUGGAGGGUGGAUGUGAUUAGUCAGGGUUUUGCAAAGGAUUUGACACACAUGCUCAGAUUCCCAUAAAUUCCUGCUGCGUUCCACAUGAAGUAAACUGUUACACGACACCUGUGUGAUCAGAGGCAGAAGCAGGAGUUGGAUAGAAAGGUGAUCUUGAUCGGAGGAGCGAUUAAAAAUGAUAAACAAACAUCAAUGAGGAUGAGUGAAUCCAGAAGGAAAAUACUGUUUUAAAAGUACAACACAGAAAUAACUGUGAGAUGAAUUUAUAACGUAUAUAUAUAUAAAUAAAUAAUAAAUAACUUGCAAUUUCUAUUAUUUAAAAAAGAUUAAUGAAAUGUUUGCGAACUGCAUCCACUGCCUCCGAACAACUGUAAGUAAAACAGAAUGAACAAAAGCUGCUUUUGAUUUUUGGAGGAUAUUUUUAAGAUCUAAAAAAAAAAAAAUUAUAGUUUCACGAGGAGUUUUAAACGGCUGCUUUAAUAAACGAUCCGAUGCACCGUCCCGUACCGUCUCCACGUCUGCAUUAACCUGCUGAUGCAGCCGUAUUUGCCAAACAAGCAGCUUCUGCACCACAACCUUCAGCUGUCAGCCGUGAGAGCAAAGCCUCCAUUAGGGAAAAUUAAUGUCCCGGGCCUUAAUGAAGCAACGUUCACGGAGAACGCAUGUCUCUAUAUCCCGUACAACUUAAGUCAGAAAAACGGCACCGAUUUCCCCUAACCGUCAUGACUUAACGCAAAAUUAUUAAUGUGUUUAGACGAGGACGAGUCAUGCCGUGGGAAAAAUGAACAUGUGAAUGAGCAGAAAGGACUGCAAUUUACAUUUAAGAAAUACUAGAUAAAAUAUAUUUUAUUACUGCUAUUCAUUUCCUGUUCUCUGUAUUUUAUACAUGUGCAUUAUUGUGUAUCCCUCUGAUAAACUAGUUGUUGAAAGUGA
Messenger RNA from Oryzias melastigma (Indian medaka), 2327 nucleotides. RefSeq names its product wingless-type MMTV integration site family, member 5b (gene wnt5b). Lineage: Eukaryota; Metazoa; Chordata; Actinopteri; Beloniformes; Adrianichthyidae. Gene Ontology annotation, biological process: canonical Wnt signaling pathway; cell fate commitment; neuron differentiation. The transcript has 9 exons. The record is from RefSeq and is a predicted model, not a curated record. Gene Ontology annotation, molecular function: cytokine activity; frizzled binding. Bases 235 to 1350 code for a protein of 371 amino acids. Gene Ontology annotation, cellular component: extracellular region.